AUGAGCAAGACUUUACUCUUCUGUACGGCACAGGAAGCCAAGCCCCUCGCUGCCAAGAUUUCCAAGCAUGUGAAAACCACAGAAGGCUAUGAUAAUGCCCUCGCGGUUGCGAAGUCUCGAAAUGAAGCCUCAGCCGAUGAGAAAUUUGAGACGCCGGACGCCAAUGGCAGCUUCGAGACACAGUGGAUCGGCGCCUCCGUUGAGGACGUCAGGGCUUGGAUGCUGCACCACCAGGAAGAGCUACGCGAGAACGAGGCGGUCGAUGCCAAUCUGAUUGCUAUCCUGGAUGAUCGGAGUGCCAGCGAUGAGACGAUUCAGAUGGACUACUAUCGGGACCGUCCGGGGUUACCUUUCCGUGAGAGCGGCCUGCACCCAGAAGAAGGUGGCCCACCGUACACCGAGGAUGAGAUCCUCCCUCGCAAGUCAGACGCGUGGUACAGCUUUCGGAUUCGAUAUCAACAUUUCCACCAGCUUGUGGCGGAUCUUACAGGGGUUACAUCUGCUGAGGUUGUGUUUCCUUAUUACUUUGGGCGGAAGGACGAAUUCGUAAAUGAGCAGGGGGUUUUUGAUCUAGAUAAAGUUUUCGAUGCUCUAUAA
This is a messenger RNA of Clonostachys rhizophaga, 597 nucleotides long. The record is from the annotation of a GenBank genome assembly. NCBI's taxonomy places the organism in Eukaryota, Fungi, Ascomycota, Sordariomycetes, Hypocreales, Bionectriaceae.